Chanos chanos (milkfish) is the source of this 3032-nucleotide messenger RNA. It is a transcript of the gene wdr3, whose product is annotated as WD repeat domain 3. Gene Ontology annotation, biological process: maturation of SSU-rRNA. The record is from RefSeq and is a predicted model, not a curated record. The transcript is spliced from 27 exons. The coding region runs from base 108 to 2933 and encodes 941 amino acids. Gene Ontology annotation, molecular function: protein binding; snoRNA binding. Gene Ontology annotation, cellular component: Pwp2p-containing subcomplex of 90S preribosome; small-subunit processome. NCBI's taxonomy places the organism in Eukaryota, Metazoa, Chordata, Actinopteri, Gonorynchiformes, Chanidae.
CACGUUCCUGAGGAGCAACUGUACUCUUCCCUCACCAUUAUCUUAAAAAGAAGAGCCGUUAUUUAAAAUAACUUCUGCAAAGUGUUGUCAGCAGCCUGUGGCGUGCCAUGGGAUUGACUAAGCAGUACUUGCGCUACGUUGCCAGUGCUGUAUUCGGGGUUAUCGGCAGUCAGAAAGCUAACAUCGCCUAUGUGACCCUCAGGGGUGGCGAGAAGGGCCGCUACGUUGCGAUAGCUGCCUGCGAACAUGUAUUCAUAUGGGACGUGCGAAAAGCUGAAAAGGUUCUAAUUCUUGAGGGUAAAAAGCAUGAAGUAUCAUACUUGUGCCCCUCUCCUGAUGGUGUCCAUAUUGCUGUGGGUUAUGAGGAUGGGGGUGUGCGUAUCUUUAGCUUGCUUAAUGGAGAAAGCAACAUCACAUUUAAUGGGCACAAAUCUGCAGUUACCAUCAUUCGGUAUGAUGCGCUGGGUGCCCGACUUGUCACCGGAUCAAGGGACACAGAUGUCAUUGUGUGGGAUGUGAUAAACGAAUGUGGUCUAUACAGACUCAAAGGACACAAAGACGCCAUUACACAGGCAGUAUUCCUGAAGAAAAAGAACCUACUGGUGUCCAGCUCUAAGGACAGCUUUGUGAAGUGGUGGGACCUAGACACACAGCAUUGUUUUAAGACCAUGGUGGGCCAUCGCAGUGAGGUGUGGGGAUUUGUUUUGCUGAAUGAGGAGAACAGAUUGUUGACAGGCUCUGCUGACAGUGAACUCAGAGCAUGGGACAUUGAAUAUCUGGAAGAGGGUAAAGAAGUAGGAGAGCCACAGGAAAAGAGAGGGAAAGGUCUUCUCGAUGAUGCUGAUGAUGAGGAUGGUGGUGGUGAUGAAGGUCUGGAUGAGGAGCCUGAAGAGAGGAUCGUCAGCUGUAAGAAAGCUGGCUCUAUUUUCAGAGAGGCCAGGGACAGGGUCGUAUCCUUGACGACCGAUUCCAAAGCCAAAGUUCUAGCAUGUCACGGUACCGAUGCCACACUGGAACUGUUUACGGUGCUUCCAGAAGAAGAGAUCCAGAGGAAGAUGGAGAAGAAGCUUAAGAAGGCCAAGAAAAAAGCCAAGUCUCAGGAGAAUGGGGAGGAUGUUGCUGAACCUGUGGUGGAGAGAAAGCUGGGAGAUGAGAUCCUGAGACUGGCUAACAUCAGAGCCUCUGCCAAAAUCCGGUCUGUGGACUGCCUCCUGUCUGCUAAUGGAGAGAUGAAGGUGGCUUUGUUGCUGCAGAACAACACAGUGGAGACAUACACUGUGAAGAGCACGGAGAAGAACCCUACUGCCACCAAGACCUCUCGGCUCACGCUGAGCGGACACCGCACAGACGUCCGAACUCUGGCCUUUAGCUCUGACAACAUUGCCAUCCUCUCCGCCUCUGGAGAGACUGUCAAAGUGUGGAACAGGGCCACAUUGCAGGUGAUCCGUACCAUGGCAUGUGAGUACGCCCUGUGUUCGCUUUUCGUUCCUGGGGACCGACAAAUCAUCCUAGGAACCAAGAGCGGGAAGAUCCAGAUCUUUGACCUGGCCUCAGGCAGUCUCCUGGAGACGGCUGAUGCUCAUGACGGAGCUCUGUGGUCUAUGUGUCUGUCUCCAGACCAGAGGGGCAUUGUUACUGGAGGUGCUGAUAAGACGGUGAAAUUUUGGGAGUUUGAGCUCGUCAAGGACAAGGAAGGUGGACAAAACAAACUGACAGUGAAACACACACGCACGCUCCAGCUGGAUGAGGAUGUGCUGUGUGUACGCUACAGCCCAGACCAGAGACUGCUGGCUGUCUCCCUGCUGGACUGCACCGUCAAGAUAUUCUACACAGACACUCUGAAGUUUUUCCUGUCUCUUUACGGACAUAAGCUGCCCGUGCUGUGUAUGGACAUUUCUCAUGACAGUGCACUGAUAGCCACAGGCUCUGCAGACAGAAACGUGAAGAUCUGGGGUCUGGACUUCGGCGACUGUCACCGGUCCAUGUUUGCGCAUGAUGACAGCGUCAUGUUUCUUCAGUUUGUCCCCAAAACCCAUCUGUUCUUCACCGCGGGGAAGGACAAAAAGAUCAAACAGUGGGACGCUGACAAGUUUGAGCACAUUCAGACUCUAGAGGGUCAUCAUCGUGAGGUGUGGUGCCUGGCCAUCAGUCCUAACGGGGACCACGUUGCGUCCUCGUCUCAUGACAAGUCACUCCGGCUGUGGGAAAGGACCCGAGAACCCAUCAUUCUCGAGGAAGAGAAGGAGAUGGAGAGAGAGGCUGAGUUUGAGGAGAGUUUGGCCAAAGGAGAUGAGCCAGUGGUUCCAGGAGAGACUAAAGGGGAGGCCCAGCCGGCAGGGAAGAAAACCAUAGAGACGGUCAAAGCGGCUGAGCGGAUCAUGGAGGCAGUGGAGCUGUACAGAGAGGAGAGUAAGAAGCUGGAGGAGCACAGAGCAGCCUGCGAGGCAGCAGGGAAAGCGUUACAGCCUCCUGAGAUGAACCCUAUCCUCGCUGCCUUUGGAAAUGUCUCUCCAUCACGCUACGUUCUGGAUGUUAUUAAGAAGGUCAAGUCAAGUGAACUGGAGGUGUCUUUACUGGUGCUACCGUUCCCUUACGUCCCAGACCUGCUGACUCUGUUUAAUGGCUACGUGGAGCAGGGCCUGGAGGUGGAGUUGGUCUGCCGUUGUCUCUUCUUCCUGCUCAGGAUCCAUUUUGGGCAGAUCACCAGUAAUCACAUGCUCCUCUCUGUCAUUGAUGAACUGAGGACCAACACCAUCUCCAGAGUCCGGGAGAUCAGGGAUGUUAUGGGCUUCAACAACGCGGGCCUGCAGUUUCUACAGCGCGAGAUCGAGAACAAAGAGGACGUGAUGUUCUUUGCUGAUGCCACUGAACGUUUUGCGGAGAAGAAGAGGAAAAGGAAGAAGAGAGAGAGAGCCAUCCUUACGAUCACCUAAAACAGUUAUCGAAAUCCAGCUUUUCAAACCCUCUUGAGAAUGAUGUGUCUCCACAGGUCUUGUCCUUAGGAAGUGACGUGUGCACAUGUAGAUCCAUGU